AUGGCUCCUAAUGCUUCCCAAACUAAAUUUUCCCUUAAACUGAUGGUUAACAAAGAAGAAAAGAGAGUUAUAUUUGCUGAAGCUGACAGCAACUUUGUUGACACUCUUUUCAGCAUCAUGACUUUGCCAAUGGCCACAAUUGUCAGGCUCUUGCGUAAACUCCCCGAUGGAACGCUUAAGCCGAUUGGGAGCCUAAACAACUUGUACCAAAGUCUACUGGAUCUUUCUAUGAAUUGUAUGUCAGCUGAAGAAAACAAAUGGAUGCUGCUUAAUCCCAGAACUUCAUCACAUGAUACAUACAGAACGCUUAAACUCAACAUAAAUGAUGAAGAGCCUACAAAAUUCUUCAUAUGCCAAGAUAUUUUGUGCAGCCGGUGCUCUGGUCCGUGUUUUAGCACCUGUAACCUUGCAAAAUGCAAGUGUGGCAAGACCAUGAACCUCGAAAUGAAAUACGAGGAAUUAAAUGGUAAUAUGACAGGUGGGGUGUUUGUUUCUGAUUUAACAUCCUAUAUUGUCACAGAUGAUCUCCGUGUAAUGCCGAAUAGUCCAGACUUUAUUGUUCAGCUACUAUGUGAACUUGGAGUCACUGAUGUUAGCAGUUUGGAGGAGAAGUCAUUUGGUAUUGGUAUUGAUCAGAUCCUUAAUCUUUUAGAAGGAGCACUACUGUUCAAACAUCCCUUGACAUACUUGGUUUUUCCUAGUUCGCCUAUUGCGCGUGAUUUACUUAAUCCAAGACAAGAAACUUCAGUUAACCAUUUGACUAGAAAUGAAUCCUUUGAAACUCUAAAGAAUUUCAAGGUGAAAGUUACUAUGCAAAAGUCAACAUCUAAGUUUCUUUUUGCAGAAGCAGAUUCUGAUUUUGUUGAGUUUCUUUUUGGGUUUCUUCAAAUUCCAUUAGGAACUAUGAUUGGGGACUUAAUGGAUGGUACAUGUUGUAUUGAGAAUCUGAACAACAUGUUUAAAAGCAUUUCUAAUAUGAGUGUUGGGGAAGGCAUAAAGUCAGAUGAGCUCAAAAAUAUGCUUCUCCGACCUCAAUUGGUACAUACAAAUCUUUCAGUGAACCAAAUUUUUCCUCUAAGUGUUUUAUGCGCUUCCAAAAGUUAUUGUCAUAUCUAUGAGGAAAAAGGAACUACUUUUGCAUAUUUAACUCCUUCUGUAGGGAAAAAUCGUUUUGGAUAUAUGUUUCGUGAAUGUUCUCUUAAAGAUUCAAGAGUUGAAGGACAAUAUUUGAAGGCAUUUGCUAAGUUCAUGUUGACAGAUGAUCUUGUUGUAACUGCAUCAUCAUCUUUUUCUUCAAUUACUAUGCUGGGAACGUUGAAGAUUCCUUUGAAUGAUUUUGAGGUACAUACAGUAAGCAUCGGCAUUGAAGAGGGUUUGGAAAUUCUUGAUGCUUCUCUAAUGUCUGUUUCGCCUAUGACAGAUUCCAUACUAAAGAAAAUAACUGAAGCUCAAAACUGA
Helianthus annuus (common sunflower) is the source of this 1458-nucleotide messenger RNA. RefSeq lists its product as uncharacterized. The record is from RefSeq and is a predicted model, not a curated record. The coding region runs from base 1 to 1458 and encodes 485 amino acids. The transcript is spliced from 3 exons. Lineage: Eukaryota; Viridiplantae; Streptophyta; Magnoliopsida; Asterales; Asteraceae.